This is a messenger RNA of Ricinus communis (castor bean), 4571 nucleotides long. Its product is annotated as G-type lectin S-receptor-like serine/threonine-protein kinase At2g19130. Gene Ontology annotation, biological process: recognition of pollen; protein phosphorylation. Lineage: Eukaryota; Viridiplantae; Streptophyta; Magnoliopsida; Malpighiales; Euphorbiaceae. The record is from RefSeq and is a predicted model, not a curated record. Gene Ontology annotation, molecular function: protein serine/threonine kinase activity; ATP binding. Bases 2227 to 4461 code for a protein of 744 amino acids. The transcript is spliced from 7 exons.
AAUUAAUGAAUUAAUUAAUUCUAGAAUCCAUUGACAAGUCUUCUGCAAAAUAUCGAAAGAAAGUUAUUGACACUCCGAGGUGAAAUAUAAUAUGCUGUGCGCAAUAUUUUCAUCUUGGUAGAAAUUUUUCCUCCAAUUAUAUAUAUAUAUAUUCAAGGCCAAGAAACUUCGAGGAAAGAGAACAAAGCUUUAACUUCCAAGCUUGUUUUUCUUUGGAAAAACUGAAAAUGAAGCUUCAAUGAAAUAAGAGGUCGAGGACUGGCGACGUAAACGCAUGGAGUGAUAGCAAGUUCUGGCAAAAUAUUUAGUUUGCUGUAACAACAGGCAAGCAAUGCCACAUCAAAACAGUUCAGUAAAAAUGACUGUUUUUGUCGACAGUUAGGAGGACAGCGAGCAGAGUUUUUAAGCACCUGGAGCUCUUCAAGGUUUUGAACUUUUCGAUUUCACUGGGAAUUUAUAGUGAGUUUCCCAGUUCAGAUAACUGCUGAAACUACUAGAUAGGAAUUUAAUUGAUUGAUUUCUGCAUUCGGUCCCUCUUCUGUAGGGAAACCUGCCCGGUGAUAAACAAACGUAGACAUAUAAAGACAAGAAAAUCCGAGCAAGGACUUGAGAAAUUCAUGACCGAAACCCAAUCCCAGGGAACUGUUUCUGUCCAGGUGCAGGUAGAGCUGAAACUCAUUCACAACCUUCAACGUAAAUAUUUUGCCUGGCUCUGUGUCGAAAGGGAGAAAAAAAACCACUGAUCUGUGAAUAAAUGGCUAACGAGAUUUGGACAAAUUUAUGUUUGAUCCUUCAGGAAAAGCAAAACUGGUUAGGGAUAAACGCAUCAAGUUGCAGAGCUGUAUCUCAAGGACUCCUAUACAUCCACAAGUUCUAUAGAACAAAAGUCAUUCACUGGGAUCUGAAGGGAAGUGUUAAGUCUAGCUGUAACGUAGCUAGCUUUCCUUUUUUUUUUUUUUUGGUCUUAUUUUCUGCAUGUUAGUAGCUUCAUUUUCUUUUGUUAGCUUAGUUUAAUUACUUAAGUUAAAGCAUUGACAGUCCUAUUAACCAAUGCAUGUAGUUUUGAAGGUUGCUUGUGACACUGUACAAGCUUUUCAUCUUCUUACUUUUUCUUAGCUUAAGUUGUAUAUGUACUUCUGGUUUUAGUCAAGGAGAUUAAUAAGUUUUUCCAGCAAUCUUUUCUUAUCCAACUUCAUUUGCUUUUUCAUUUUCUUAAAGAAACUUAACAGAAAGUAAUAUUUUGCUGGAAUGAAGUUAAGAUUUCAAACUUUGGAAUGGGAAGGAUUUUUGGCAUCAAUCGAACAGAAGGAAAUGUCAAUCGUGUUGUAGGGAAUCAGUAUGCCACUCUUUACAAUUUGUUUGAUCCUGGUACCAAACAAGCAACUUUUCUACAGCUUUUAAAUGAACAUCAUUCAAUAUUGUGCAUGCUAUUGUUGCAGUGGCUGCAAGUCUCCUGAAUAUGGAUCUUCUAGGCAAUUUUCAGGGAAAUCAGAUGUCUUUAGAUUUUUGGAGUCUUCUUGUUGGAGAUAGUGAGUGGAAGGGUACCAUAAGCUUUGAUCUCAUUGUGCUACCUUUCAUCCCUCUUAUCCCUCGAACUCAUGAAAUUUACUUGGGAUUAUGAAGCUGAAUAUUGAAUAAGAUGCAAGCCUUAGGUGUUGAACUUGAACCAACAAGCCACCUACGAUUUUGUUAGGUGUAUCGGCGAGGCAGUGCUUCUUGGUUAAUUUGAUAACUAUUGAAAUUGUUGCCUGUAACUUUUAACUUGUGUCAGAUGUUCACAUCAAAUUGCCUGUUAAAAAUGGACCAGAACCAAGUUAACAUAUCAUAUAUGCUAAGUCAGAAAUUUUAGGUGACUUGCUUGUCUAUGAAUAACCUGCUUCCUCUGCCACCAUAGACUUGUCUAUGUAUCUUAUAUGUUAACUUUAAUUUCAUUCAGAUUAAGUUAAUUUCAGCUUCAACAACCACUCUUUUUCCACUACAGUACUCUUCAACAUGAUUCAGGAGUAGGACCAGUCAAACAAUGGCCCAUGAAGGUUCAACUACUUGGAGCUGUUGAAAGUUCAGAUUUUUUUAGCGUUGACUAGAAAUUGUUAAAUGGGUAGUCCUCUUUGGUUUUACAAGUUUGUUGACUCGGCCAUUGCUCUACAUUAAAUGUGACUUCUUUAAUCUGUAGCUACUGAUUGUUAACUAUUAAGUAUAUUUUUCCUGAAAAUUUAAUCUGUAGCCAUGAUUGUUAACUACACUAUGUGGUUCAUCUUCUGUGUUAUUCUCUUCACAUGUUUUUCUCUCAAUUCUCAUCUUUCUCUUGCGACCGAAAGAAUUUCUGCAGAUCAGACUCUAACGGGUGACCAAACUGUUUCCUCCGAAGGAGGGAGCUUUAUACUCGGUUUCUUCAAGCCAGGUAACUCCCCAUACUACUAUAUAGGCAUUUGGUACAAUAUAGUGUCUGAACAGACCGUAGUUUGGGUAGCAAAUAGAGAGAAACCAGUUCUUGAUAAAUACUCAUCGGAACUAAGAAUAUCUAAUGGUAAUUUAGUUCUCGUCGAUGAGUCUGGUAUUGAAAUAUGGUCAACAAAUUUAAGCCCUGUGACUUCAAAUUCUGUAGAAGCUGUACUUUUUGAGGAAGGAAAUCUGGUUUUAAGAAAUUCUUCAGGGCCUAAUUCAUCGGAGCCACUAUGGCAGAGUUUUGAUCAUCCAACUCAUACGUGGCUCCCUGGUGGUAAGCUUGGAUUGAAUAAAAUCACCAGAAAGAGCUCACGUCUUACUUCAUGGAAAAACAACGAUGAUCCUGCACCAGGUCUCUACUCUUUAGAGAUUGACCCCAAUGGAGCCAGCCAAUACUUUAUCAUUUGGAAUAGGUCUAAAAUUAUGUGGACUAGUGGUACUUGGAACGGACAGAUCUUCAGCUUAGUUCCUGAGAUGAGAUUGAAUUAUAUAUUUAAUUUUAGUUAUUUCAGCAAUGCCCGUGAGAAUUAUUUCACCUAUUCUCGGUACAAUGAUUCCAUCGUAACUAGGUUACUGGUAGAUGUCCAGGGGCAGAUUCAGCAACAAUCAUGGUUAAAGGCCGCAAAGCAAUGGAAUUUGUUUUGGGCUCAACCAAGGCUACAAUGCGAAGUAUAUGCCUACUGUGGGGCAUUUGCCAGCUGCGGUUUAGAGCAGCAGCCUUUCUGCCAUUGUUUGGAAGGUUUUCGUCCAAACUCAAUAGACGAGUGGAACUCAGAAGUUUAUACAGCUGGGUGUGUGAGGAAAACCAGUUUGCAGUGUGGGAAUUCCAGUGAUGCUAAAAGGAAGAGUAAUAGAUUUUUGGAAAGUCGCAGCAAGGGAUUGCCUGGAGAUUCAUGGACAGUAGAAGCUGGGGAUGCACAGGAAUGUGAAUCAACUUGCUUGAAUAAUUGUUCUUGCACUGCUUACGCUUAUUCUGGCAGUGGCAACGAUGGCGUCAAUUGCUCAUUUUGGUUUGAAGAUCUUUUGAAUAUAAAACAGGUUGCAGAUGAAGAAAAUUAUGGAAAAACUCUCUAUGUCAAGCUUGCGGCUUCUGAAUUUUCAAGUUAUAAUAAUAGAAAAAGAACAGUUAUCGGGGUAAUAAUAGGAUUGGGCUCCGUGGUGAUACUAGUUUUCUUUUGCAUGUCUCUGUUUCUGAUCCUAAGAAGAAUGAGGAUGGACAAACAAGAUGAGGUAUUGGGAAGUAUGCCUGAUAUCACCAGCACUACUGCUACUACUGCAAAUGGAGGAGGACACAACAAUGCACAACUAGUUAUAUUCAGGUUUAAGAGUAUAUUGGCUGCUACAGAUAACUUUUGUCAAGAAAAUAAACUAGGAGAGGGUGGAUUUGGCCCUGUCUACAAGGGGAAUUUUCCUGGUGAUCAAGAAGCAGCCAUCAAAAGGCUUUCAAGACAAUCUGGGCAAGGACUAGAGGAAUUCAUGAAUGAGUUGAAGCUUAUUGCCAAUCUGCAACAUAAGUAUCUGGUUAGGCUCUUAGGUUGUUGUGUCGAAAGGGACGAAAAGAUACUUAUAUACGAGUACAUGGCCAAUAGAAGUUUGGACAAAUUUCUUUAUGAUCCAUCUGAAAGAGUAAAACUAGUUUGGGAUAAACGCCUCAACAUUGCAGAAGGUGUAGCUCAAGGACUCCUAUAUAUCCACAAGUUCUCCAGAUUGAAAGUAAUUCACAGGGACCUAAAAGCAAGCAACAUUUUGUUGGAUGAAGCAAUGAAUCCCAAGAUUUCAGACUUUGGAAUGGCUAGGAUUUUUGGCAUCAAUCAAACAGAAGCAAAUACCAACCGGGUGAUGGGGACUUAUGGCUACAUGUCUCCUGAAUAUGCAUUUUCUGGACAAUUUUCAGAGAAAUCAGACGUGUUUAGCUUUGGUGUGAUCCUGAUAGAGAUAGUGAGUGGAAGGAGGAACACAAGCUUCCAUCGCAGUGGACUUUCUUUCACCCUGCUUAGUUGGUUUUUUGGUUUCUAAUGUCAAGGCAUGGGAACUAUGGAAAGAAGGGAAAGAGGCAGAGUUGAUAGAUGCAUCAAUUAGAGAUACCUGUAACCUUAAAGAAGCUGUAAAGUGCAUCCAUGUGGGGC